ACUAGAGGGAGGGUCCAAACAGAAGUGCGCAAUAAGAUGUCGUUGAAUAAAGAAACGAAAGGGAAAACGACAACAACUCAACAUAACUGCGAUGCAGAAAAACCUAGUCGUAAGGACAGAAAAACUCUAAACACAGAACAAAUAACACACAGUUAAACCUUGAUUUGGUUUGAGCAGGUCAAAACAAAUGAAAAACCAACCGACAAGGACUGUGCACAAACAAGAACUUUAAACACUCAAAGGUAAAAGUAAUUACACAAAUUAUAACACAGGGAACAAACAGGAAAUGACAACAGAUCAAACCCAGAGCGCCCCCCGCAGGAGGGAUGGCCUGUAACGGUGCAAUGUCUGCACUGGGGGUUUGUGCCAUGGAGGCGAGGAGGAGGAGGAUUUCAUCCAGAGGUUUUAAUAUUGAUUAUGUCUGAACCCAUCCAAAACGGGAGGACUCCAUAAACUGACCUCAUCUGAAAGACGUUAUCCUGGUGCUGGUGUGAAGAUGCUCAUUGGAACUAACGCUCCAAAGCUGAUUGAGCCUUGGGAGCUACUUAAUAGUCAGGAUGAAAUACCCUCAUCAUUAAUGGUCCACUUCAUGGCAAAGGUUGCUGCUUAGCUGUAGCAGUUAAAUCACUACCGAACAUCUGCAACGGGUGCCGGUUAAACAGCAGAGCCAUGAAUACAACAGCAGACCAUCAGAAGGAGAAAGGACUCCAGGAGGAGGUGUAAGACUUCACCAUCACAACCCCAAGAGAAAGAUCUCCCUCUGCAGACUAACGAAAGAGAUCCAGCCUACGCAAGAGACUAGAAAAGGACGGAGAGGAUAAAGUGGAAAGCAAACAAUCCAGUGAGGAAAUGGAGGUUGAAACAAGGGAGAAGCAAGAACUAUUCCAAACGCCAGCGCGGUGACUAAGGUUUCUGAGCAGAAAUGCAAACAGAAGCUGUUAGGAGCACACAGCCUCCACUGCAGCACCGAACGAAGGUGCAUCUGCAGCUGAUGCACUGCACUCUUUGGAGAUGAUAAUGCACAAGUGGUCAGCACAUGGAGCUCAGCUUUAGUGGGGGUGGAGUCGCAGGAUGAAGGAUCCAGCAUUUGGCUUCUCGCUGUAAUAUCACUGUCCUUUCAUUCAUGAAAAAACUGCUCCUAAGGAAACAAGCCCUUGAUGGAUUAUUCCUGAGGAAGUGGCAGCAGUGCAACCCGUCACACAAAUUCCUCCCUCAGUCUCACUCAGUGAACCGGAGUGAUGAGUGAUGCAGGCUGUGGAUCAGGAGGAAAGUGAACAGGAAGUGGGUCACAGGUGAUGGUGAUGAAACGCUUCACCGUUUUUCCAGGAAGCUCCUUCAGUCUGAGGAGGUUGGCUGGAGGCCACCUGUUUAUCCUUCAGUAAGGUGUGACCUCACCUGUAAACUGUGGGACUGGAGCGAUGGGUAAAAAAGGCAAGAAAGACAAGAAGGUGAAGGGAGCGGAGAAGACAGCUGCCAAGAUGGAGAAAAAGGUUUCAAAGAGGUCCAAACGAGAAGAGGAGGAUUUAGAGGCUCUGAUUGCUGAGUUUCAGAAUCUGGAUGCAAAAAAGACCCAGGUAGUAGAGACAACGUGUCCACCUCCAUCACCAAGACUGAAUGCAUCUCUGUGUGCCCAUCCUGACAAAGAUGAGCUCAUCCUGUUUGGAGGAGAAUUCUUCAAUGGAAAAAAGACAUACUUGUACAACGAUCUGUUUUUUUAUAACAUCAAAAAGAACAGCUGGGUCAAAUCAGAGAUCCCCAACCCGCCUCCACCGCGCUGCUCUCAUCAGGCUGUGGUAGUUUCCCAGGGUGGGGGCCAGAUCUGGGUGUUCGGGGGAGAGUUUGCAUCUCCAAACGGAGAACAGUUCUACCACUACAAGGACCUUUGGGUGCUGCACCUAGCUACGCACACCUGGGAGAACAUUAAAGCACCAGGAGGUCCGUCAGGUCGCAGUGGCCACCGAAUGGUCCUCAGCAAGAAACAGCUGCUGGUGUUUGGAGGUUUCCAUGAGAGCACCAGGGAUUUCAUCUACUACAAUGACGUCUACUCGUUCUCCUUGGACACCUUCUCGUGGUCACGCCUCUCUCCAUCAGGCUCUGCACCCUCCCCGCGCUCUGCCUGUCAGAUGACGUCCACACCUGACGGCAGCGGGGUCAUCAUCUAUGGAGGAUACUCUAAAGUGAGAAUCAAGAAAGAUGUAGAAAAGGGGACCAUCCACUCUGACAUGUUUCUUUUGAAGAGAGAGGGUAAAGAUGGUCAAGAGAGUUGGUCGUGGUCCAGGGUGAACCCCUCAGGUAACAAGCCCCCUCCACGCUCUGGAUUCUCUUUGGCUGUGGGGCCAUUGGGGCGGGCAAUGCUUUUUGGGGGUGUUUGUGAUGAGGAAGAGGAAGAGUCACUGGAGGGCGACUUCUACAACGACCUGUACCUGUACGACACCGUAAAGAACCGCUGGUAUCCUGGACAGCUUAGGGGAAACAAGUCAGAGAAAAAGAAAAGACGAAGGGGGAAGAAGGGCGAAGCAGAAGCAGAGAAGGAAGAAGACAAGGCAACACCUCAAGAGCCAACUGAGGUCAUCAAGGAGAUCAUUACAGAAGAUGGCACAGUGAUGACCAUCAAGGAAAUAAUCCCUGGAGCUCAGGAGGAGGAGGAGGAAGAUGAAGGUGAAGAAGAUGAUGAUGAUGAUGAUGAAUCGGCCUCGGCUGCGCUGGUGGAGCCCUGUCCGAGGUCCAGCGCCAUGGCAACCACGCGUCAGGGCAAACUCUUCCUAUACGGCGGAAUGUUCGAGGUUGGCGAUCGGCAGUUCACCCUCAAUGACUUUUACUGCUUGGACCUUCACAAGAUGGACCAAUGGGAGGUUCUGGUUGAAAUGGAUCCGAAGACGCAAGAGUGGCUGGAUGAGUCUGAGUCAGAGGGCGAUGACGAGGAGGAGGAAGAGGAGGAGGGGGCGAAAGCAGCAGCAGAUGAGGAGGAGGAAUCUGAAAAGGAAAGUGAGGAUGAAGAAGACGAAGAGGAGCAUCCGUCAGCACAGGAGGGAGAGAGCGUGACAGAUUACCAGACUCGGACGGAGCAGUACUGGAUGGAGCUGGCACGUGCCAACAUGGGCCCGGAUGCCAAGGACAAAAAGGUUGCCAAGGUGGCCCUAUCCAUGGCUAAAAUCUUCUACGAAGGCCGGAAAUGAAACACACAAAGCUGACAGAGUGACUGUCAGUGUGUUGUUCUGUAAAAUAUUAAAUCUUUCAGCUGAUCAAAUGAAAGAUGAACAACUCAGCUCCAUUUAAUUUGUAAGUCAUUACAUUCAAUGUUUUACAACGUUGUUUAUUCAUUUUCAGGCCAAUAUUCUUCAUUGUGUGCACUAAAUAACAGUGUAACAUCA
Messenger RNA from Betta splendens (Siamese fighting fish), 3371 nucleotides. RefSeq names its product kelch domain containing 4 (gene klhdc4). The record is from RefSeq and is a predicted model, not a curated record. The transcript has 15 exons. Lineage: Eukaryota; Metazoa; Chordata; Actinopteri; Anabantiformes; Osphronemidae. Gene Ontology annotation, molecular function: protein binding. Bases 1419 to 3176 code for a protein of 585 amino acids.